CCCUGUUGGAUCGGCCAAGAUCGACAAGUCUCCGUCGCCGGCCCUCUUUCCGUCACUCGCUUUUCUUCUUUUUGCGACACUUUGUUCACGCCUAUUGUCUAAGACACCAUCCACAAUUUGUUUGUCAGAGAAAAGAAGUAAAACACCACCGGCCUUAUUCCGUCGCCCAGUCUCGCCAGUAUUCCCUCUAGAACUAGAUAGUUCUGGUCUUUUACAGCACAGAAAACUGGUUAUACCCCGCAAAAUACAACUCUGUCACCGUUGACACGAGGCUGGCUGGCUUUGCGCCGGAAGGCACGCCAAGUCUCCCCUUUUGACCCUAAUCUAAAAAAGCCAGAAUUGGUCGUCUGGAUUGCGGUCGGGUCAUCCUACCAGCGACAGGGGAAAAAAAAGAAAGAAAAAAAAAAUAACAGACCAUACCUACCUGGGUUUGUUAUUAUUUCGUAACCAACCUGGAUCGCACACACAAUCUUGGCGACCUCGAUCGACAACAUUGGGGGAAUCAAGUCGCCCGGGUACCUGCCUACCUAAGACAGGCCAAUCUAUCAGUGUUGUACAGUACUGGCUGCUUCUGAUACCGCUAGGAUUGUACUGUAAUAGGCAAUCGUCUGGUCAUUCUCUCCUGGCCCACCCGAUUCUCGUUAGGCAGUUUCCACGAGUCAAAUCGUGGACAACCUCGACUCGAACGGGGCUACGGCCUGCCCGUGCGCAACUUCCUUUAUCUACUUUCGUACCGUGAUUUUCAGCCAAUACCACUUCGACAACGGGCAAGCCAGUCAGUCAGUCACAUUUGCCUUAGCGACAGGAAGCGGCGACCAUCCGAUAUUGAGGUGGACUGACUUGAGUGCCCGCCGCCAUCAUGGCCGCUACGACGGCGACGUACUCGGGCGCAAUGCCGUCGCAGCCUUAUCCGCAAAUGCCCGCUUCCCCGACCCUCACGAACCCGGACAUGAUCCUCCCCGACUAUGACCGCCCGCCGUCAAUGGACCUCGACAGCGAAGAUCUCGACCGUUCCCAGUCGCCCCUCAUGAUGUGGAAAAACGCGCAGGGCUCAACCUCGAGCGUCGAUCUGACGCAACAGAUGUAUGCCGGGUCCAAUGCGACACUCGACGCCGCCUUUGUCGCCGGCGGCCCCAUCAGCCCCAUCACCCCGACGACACCCAUAAUAUACGGAAAUGGCACCAUGCUGUCCGACAUUGGCGAGGUCACGGAGGUGGAGAGCACACCGGGGAAACCGUGGACCUCGCGGCCCCGGGGAGCGUCGAGCGGCGCCGACAGCGUCAUGGACCCUAUAAACGAUGCUCUGCGGUCCUCGCCCACAAUGGGCCUUGAUGGCGUCAAGAAACUCGUCCGCAGGCCAAACGACCGUCAGAGGUCAGGCUCGAUGGACAGCACCAGCACCAUUACCACGCAGGACAGGACCAACAUCUUUGCCGACUUUGACGACUCAGCCAGUGUGGGAGACGACAGUGUGUUCUUGGGGGACGACGAGGAGAGCGUCGCCGACUCGUACAGACCAGACGAGCCGGCAAAGGCGCCAGUAGCCAGGCAGCCGCAACCAGAUGGCCGCAUAGCCCCGGCUGCUGCUGCCGCUGCCGCGGCGGCCGAACGGAGGGCUGCAAACGUCGGCAAGGAGACGGAAAAUAUGCAGGCGUCCCUCAGCCAACGCGCGGAGCUGAUUCUUGCCAAUGCGAAACGGAGACUGACCACGAUGGAAGGGAAUCUGAACCGAGCCCGCAACACGCUGCAUUCACACUCGCCCUCGCUGUCGUCGCUGGGCUCAGAGUGCUCAACUCCUUCACCCACUCGCGCUUUUGUCGUAUCCCCUGGACAUAGCAGGAUGGGCAGCGAAAACACGUUCCGAAUUGGUCUGCCAGUAAAGGUGUAUCCUCAGAGGUCUGCAAGCGCAAUGGGAGCUGCUGGUGGCUAUAGGCAACCACUCACAACCUCCAGGAGUGUCGACAACAUUCGUCACAGCGCCCAUGAUGGCCCCAGGUCAGACCAUAAGCUGUCGCCAGGUCUGCGCGAUGCUAGCUUGGCGCCGCUGAGUGAAAAUCAAGAUGAUGCGGAGGGGUCUGUCAUGAGCGAUGUACACCGAACUGCACAACCAUCAAGAAACUUUUUGAGCCCGACAUUUGGCUACCCUGAUGAAGAAAGGGUCAUAACCAGGUCGGCUUCUGUUAACCAGAUGCGCGAUCUGAAGGACCAGGUGCAGGAUCUCAAAGGAAAGAUUUCCAGUCUGCGAGACCAGGCGCGGGUUGACAGUAUACGGAGGAGAAGUUUCCAAAGUCUGCGCACCCCCAGCCCUUUUACACACGCACGCGUCGACCAGUGGUUUGAAGGAACCAACGGGGCCAAGACUAUUGGCACUUCUGCUGGACAGGCAGAUGAUGAAUCUACGACGGAGCGGAGCUUGUGGACCGGAGAAGUAGAAAUCCCAAUCGUCCGUGCGGAUCAAGAUUCAGACGAAAUAAUCAGUGCGGACAUUGCGGAGGACUCGGGGAUCAAGAUCCAGGUUGCAGACGCAAGUGAUGGUCUCUCUGCAGAUGAGAAUUUUGACACUGCCGAAGGAGAUCUCCAGGGUGACGACAUUAGUGAUAUGGUGACGGAGGAUGGCAAUUACGAUGACGAGAAUCUCGACUAUGCAAGCGAAAGCGGCGAAUCCGCAUACCACGACACGAUUCAGCAUCCGCUCUCCCACGAGGACAGAGAGGACGCCUUUGAUUACGAGCACUUCAUAUUGCACAGCGCCCUGGGAACUAUAAGCCAGCAGCGCCUGGCUCGACGGGAAAGAGGAAGCUUUAGUUCUGAGGAGUCGGUCGAGACCCAACGAGGCCCGCUGACGGAUUCAGAGCCGAUGAUGGCGAGUGUAGGUGGCAUGGGACUGCGUAGGAGUGCCAGCCACCUGUCCACAGGAACAAGCGCAUCAAAGGACUCAUUCGAAUCGUUCGCCACAGCAGACGAGGGUCGCGCUAGCCGUGAAGGUGGACGGAGGACAGCUGAAGGCAACAGGUCCCGGACGCAAACGCGAACACAGCACCGGGACGAUGCUGCUGCCGCAACGACUCCUACGAUCGCCGAGGAAUCCGAGACGUACUCUGGCUUUGUGACUCCCGUCGACGAAGGGGAUGUCGACCAUGAAAGCAGCAACGAGGGAAGCAGUCACGGUCGCAAUGAAUAUGCGGUAAAAUACUCACCACCGGUCGCUAGCGUUGCGCGUCGGCCUGCUAGCAGCGCAGCAACGCACAAGGCCAACCGACCGUCAGUGUCGUCACUUGAUUCUGCCGGCACGAUGCGAAGCUUCCCGCUUGUAUCGCGCAAGAAGGCAACAAGCUUGACUAGCAUUCCGAAUACGGAAAACCUGCGCAACAUUUCAGAACACCUUAUGAAUGAUGCUGCAGCCAUCUACGAACAGCGGGCCAGCAGCAGCUUCAGUGGCCGUUCGAGCCCUGUCAAGAAGACUAGCGCACUGGUUGAACCGAACACUCCGAUCGCGCUGCAACAGCUUUCGCGUGAAGAUCAGUUCCUCGUCGAGAGACUGGUUGCUAGCAUCGGCAAGUGCGUCCUAGGACUCACGGAGAACGGCAGAUCGAGUGCCGAGAGCCGGAUGCAUCGGAGGCGGCUGGACGCGGCCCGUAGGAUUCUCGAGGGCAUUGAUACUGUAUAGCAGUGAACACUAAUACUGUGAUAACUGUUCGACUUUUUUUUUCUUUUGUAUUCAAAAUGAGGUAAUGUGGACUUUUGUUUACGUUUUUGUACAUAUAAUGAUCCGGCUGGUACUCUGCCAAAGACUGGUUGUGUCCGUCAGAGUGUAUUUCCCCUUUUUUCUGUCUAGUUCUGGCUUCUUCCUUGCAAUCAAGCGGACUUUACAUUCUCGCGUGGUCUUCGGCUGUGGCUGGUUGACAUUUGGCGUUGGUAUAGCGCCCUUUUCUUCGCAUUGUCUGCUUUGAGCGACAACGGUCUCAAUGGCAUUACGGUGUAAGCCUGGUUGUGAUACCCCAUCAGUUCUUACUAGGACUUUUGGCAGUCUUCUCUUAAUUUGCUAUUCCUACCUAGGUACCUACCUCAGCAAUUUAGUCUUAUGGGCGCCUAUGAUUUGGUGAGUAGCCGAUCAAAAAAGGACAACGCUUCU
This is a messenger RNA of Pyricularia oryzae 70-15, 4132 nucleotides long. RefSeq lists its product as uncharacterized. NCBI's taxonomy places the organism in Eukaryota, Fungi, Ascomycota, Sordariomycetes, Magnaporthales, Pyriculariaceae. The record is from RefSeq and is a predicted model, not a curated record. The transcript has a single exon. The coding region runs from base 860 to 3667 and encodes 935 amino acids.